GAGGCUGAGUAAUCGAGAACAGCAGUUUGCAUUUGCAAAGAGAUUCACUGUCUCUUUCUUAAAGGCGCAGGCGGAACCGUGGGAUUGCAAGAGAGGAAUAUUGCAAUCUUUUAUUUUUGCUUGGUUGAGGAGAGAUAGGUAACAUGUGAAACAUUCAGUUGAACAUUUAAAAAAACGCCAUUUUGCGAGCUUAUUUUCCUUCAUAAGAAUUUUCUUCCACUUUUGUAUCUCUCCAAAGAAGUGCUAGAUUGCCAUGGCUUCCAAGCUUCUGCGAGCUGUUGUCUUAGGUCCCCCAGGCUCUGGCAAAGGAACUGUGUGUGAGAGGAUCGCCAAGAACUUCGGCCUCCAGCAUCUUUCCAGUGGGCAGUUCUUGAGGGAGAACAUCAGAGCAAACAGUGAAGUCGGUACUUUGGCAAAGCAGUAUCUGGAGAGAGGCCUUUUGGUGCCAGAUCAUAUAUUCACACGUGUAAUGAUGACAGAAUUGGACAAAAUGCACUCUCAGCCUUGGCUACUUGAUGGUUUUCCAAGAACACUGGGUCAAGCUGAAGCACUUGACAGAAUAUGUGAGCUGGAUCUAGUGAUAAGUUUGAACAUCCCAUUUGAGACUCUAAAAGACCGCCUAAGUGCACGUUGGAUUCAUCCAGCUAGUGGGAGAGUAUAUAAUAUGGACUUCAACCCACCUCACAUACAUGGGAUUGAUGAUAUUACUAGUGAGCCAUUGAUCCAGCGAGAAGAAGAUCAACCUGAAGCUGUUGCUGCUAGACUAAGAAAAUACAAAGAUGCUGCAAAGCCUGUAAUGGAAUUGUACAAAAACAGAGGGAUCCUACACUCCUUUUCUGGGACUGAGACAAACAAAAUCUGGCCUUAUGUGUACACCCUGAUAUCCAGCAAAAUUCCUCCAAUCCAAGCUGAAGAAGCAAACUAAACAUCUCCUGAACAGGAACCAGAUUUAAUAUAGUCAAUUUUGCUUUUGCUUUGUUUAUAAUGUUCUGUUAUGUGUGCUCUGUUCCUUUUAGAAAGUCACUGCUCCUUGGUUUUACUGGAGAAUUGCUAUGAAAAUACAUCCUCUUUGAAAGAUUUCUAUAUAUGGAACUUGGUUCUUAGUAUAUAAAGUAUUUGUUUAUAGACUCCAAGUAAUUGUAAUUGCUAUGCAGAGACAGAUAUUUCUUAGCAGGUCUAUAGAACCUGUUGCCCAUUCUUUCUCCUCAAACACAAGUACCAGUGUGCCAUUUUAUGUAUAUUUGGAAACAUUUUCCUCAGCAGCAAUUUAAAAAUAUUUUUUUGCUCUAAAUGUAUGUGCAAUGCAUCAAGCACUCUUGAAAAUACAUAUUAUGCACACAUUUGAAUAUUUACAAAAUGGGAGAAUGAAACUCAUGGUGGUUUAAAUGUUUCAAAGGCUAUAUAUUAGAGUUGGUGGCAUAACUUUAGGCCAUCCUGUAGAUCAGGUUUAUGGAAGCAGCCUAUUCUGGAUCUAGAGAUAAUUGCACUACUUGAUUAGAACUUCUGUAGCUUUAAUAAUAGACAGUAUUAAAACCUGCCACUUAAAGGCCAAUGCAGCCUCUUACAAUAUCUUGCAUUUUGUAAUUAAGUUGUUUCUCAAGCAAAAGUUCAUGUGUUCAAACAUCACAUCAGAUCCAGGGGAUCAUUGAUAUGGUAAAGAGCAAAUUUCCAUUUAUAUGUAGGCUGGGAAAAGGGUCAUCACAAUUUUGGAAAUCAUUGCUUAUUUAUAUCUAUGCAUGUUGAGUUUGUUCAUGGAAGUCAUGUCAGGAUUGCUCAUAUGUGCAGACAACUAUUGCAUAUACUGAGAAACUUGGGGUGCUUCCAGGUGAAGUUUUCAUCAUGCCAUCACUGCCUUAUUUCUGGAAUUGGAUAGGGUUAUUUAUAGUCAUAUAUUUUCAUGCAGUGUCUUCCACCUUAUAUCUGUGAAAUAAAUGGAAUAGCUGCACAAUGCUUUGUGACUGUUCAUAGUAGGACAGUUCCAUCUGAAAGCAUCCUUAGUUCAAUUGCUUGCUUGCUUUUUUAUCACCUCUGUAGAGGAUGACUUGUACUGCUGUUAUGCCUAAGGUCCUUUCUCUCCUCUGUGAGUAGGGGCUAUUCUAUUUCAGUUUCCCCAUUUGCCUGUCUUUCAAGGAUUGCCACAUAAUAAAAUGAAAGCAGCGA
This is a messenger RNA of Varanus komodoensis (Komodo dragon), 2160 nucleotides long. RefSeq names its product adenylate kinase 4 (gene AK4). NCBI's taxonomy places the organism in Eukaryota, Metazoa, Chordata, Lepidosauria, Squamata, Varanidae. The record is from RefSeq and is a predicted model, not a curated record. Gene Ontology annotation, molecular function: nucleoside diphosphate kinase activity; ATP binding; AMP kinase activity. The transcript is spliced from 6 exons. Gene Ontology annotation, biological process: nucleobase-containing compound metabolic process. The coding region runs from base 254 to 925 and encodes 223 amino acids. Gene Ontology annotation, cellular component: mitochondrion; cytoplasm.